This is a messenger RNA of Durusdinium trenchii, 1580 nucleotides long. The record is from the annotation of a GenBank genome assembly. Lineage: Eukaryota; Dinophyceae; Suessiales; Symbiodiniaceae.
GUGUUUUGAUGGCAGUCUAUAUUGGAUUCGAGUUUCCUUUCAGGCGUUCAAUGAGCUAAGACCAAACCCUCAUAGGAAAGCGCAAGCCUCCUUGCUAGCUUUCCUUGCGGGUCCGCUGUGCGAGACAUAGUUUGGCUGCUCGUUUGCACUGGGUUGCGCCGCAGAACUUUGGGAUCACACCGGCCUCUCGCAUCUGCGAAUCCUUCCCACUCUGCCAUGGCUUUGCAUCAUACGAAGAAGCAGAUGGCAGAUGUCAUGUUUGGCAAGUUACCGCAGUCACUUCUCCAGCCGAAAGCACUAUGCCAAUGCCCUUCCCUUUCCACCCAGCCCUGGGCAAAUCAUAUCUUGCCAGGUCGCAAGUGGAUGGCAACUCUGGCCAAGGCACAUGUUGGGCAGAGUUUUGGGACUCGCUGUGUCAACAGAAGCUUUGGCCAAUCGCCGUCGCCGCCUUUCGCUGAAGUCUUGAAAUACUGUCGCGAGUACAAGAACAAGUACCAAGAAGGCCAGCGCUUUGAUGACAUCAGUGAGGGCCUCCAAGCCGAGACCGACUAUAAGAAGCCAGUGAUGGUCAUUUUUUUGGGAGCAACCAGUGCGGGCAAGUCGACUCUCAUCAACACUCUCAUUGGUGAGACUCGUUGCCCUGUAGGUAUCAAGCCCACAACCCAAAAGCUUCAGGAGAUUCUAUGGGGCAGCAUUUUGCUCGUUGACUCUCCGGGUCUUGAUGCUAUGAAGCAAGACGAGCAAAAGAAAGCCAUGGAUGCAGCACACCGUGCAGAUCUUGCAGUGGUGAUGACCAGUGCUAAUCAGCCUUUGAGAGACAGUGAAAAGGAUGUUAUCCAGGAGCUGUCUUCCAAGAACACACGCGUCUUGGUUGUGGUGAACUAUUGGAACUUUCUAGUGGGUGAAGAGAAGCGACAGGAGUGCAUCGAAUAUGUGGAAAGCACACUCAAAGAAUUGCUUCCCAAUGCUGCCGCCUUGCCGGACAUCAUCUGCAUCGAUGCAGAGAAGUCAGAGGAUGAAGUUGUAGAGAAGCUCAGGUCUAAAUUGAAAGAUCUUGUGAAGAUGAAGACCGACUCGGCCAUCAAGGAUGCUGUGAAUAAGAUGAUUGCACUCCUGCAAGAGAUCCAAAAAAUGCUUGAAGAGGUGUACACAGGAGACGUGAAGACGUUGCAGGAGGACAUUCAGAAACUGUUGAAGGCCAAGAAGAAAAUCUCAGAUGACAUCAUAUCACUCGAGGUCCUUUCCGCCGCGAUUGCUUAUGGUGCUGCAGCCUUUGGUGGAAUUCCUGGUGCAGCCGCAGCAAGCGCACUAUGGCCACUAUGGGGCAAUCGUGAAAGAGAGCAACAGCUUAAAGAGAAGCAAGAGGAACUCCAGAAAGUUUACCAGCGUCUUCAGAAUCAUCAGGAUGAUGUGGAACGCACGACAAAAAAGUUUGAGCAACGCGACCGAGAAGUCGCACAAGACAUCCUAAAUCUGAGGGACAUUUUGCCACGAGUCUCAUAGAUCGACCCUGCAGUGGCAGGUCGGAAGAUGGAAUGACACAGAGGAGUACAGGAUUUUGUCGCAGCUGAAAAGAGAUG